GUGUAGCACCGCUCGCUUCCACGCUCUCAGAGAAAGAAAAGAGGUAAAUGGAUCAGGCGGUUGAAAUGGAGAGCAAAAGGAUUGGGAGGGUGACCAAAAAUAUUCGGGAGACAUGGCGUGGCUGCGUGACACAAUAGGAGGAUCUUACCAUACCAAGAACAGUACUUUUCCGAAGAACAAAGUAAAGGCCGCGGCUUCUAGCUGCCCGUUUAAAGGCUUUUCAUUUCGUUUUUCUUUGCCAUCUUACCUCGUUUAACCCAAACAGCAGCAGCAGCAGCAGAAGUGAGCAACCCGCAACGUUUCUCCUGCACGGCAUCUGCAGAGAGAGAGAGGAGUCUGUGGCCAGCAGCCUGCUCUGACAGCUUGAAAGGAAGCUCAGCAUGAGUCGAGAUGGCUGGAUGAAAAAGAGAGCCAAUGCCAGCGAUGACAAUGGUUGGGAAGAGAGGGGCGGCUACAUGGCUGCCAAGGUUUCUAAGCUGGACGAGCAGUUCAAACUCAAUGCCACCAGAGAAAAGCUGAAGGAGGGAACAAGCUCCAGCAUCUUCAGUGGGGUGGCUAUUUAUGUCAAUGGAUACACAGAUCCAAGUGCAGAUGAGCUCCGCAGGCUAAUGAUGCUGCAUGGGGGUCAGUUUCAUGUCUAUUACUCACGCUCAAAAACCACACACAUCAUCGCUAGCAACCUGCCCAACUGCAAAAUUCAGGAGCUCCGAGGGGAGAAGGUCAUCAGGCCGGAGUGGAUCACUGACAGCAUUAAGGCCGGCCGUCUCCUGCCUUACUUGAAGUACCAGUUGUAUGCUAAACAGAAGAACACGCUCUUCCCCGGCGUUGUUCUGCGCCAUGCCUCAGAGAUGUCAGAACCGAGCCACUGUCCCCUUCAGCCGAACAUGCAUCAAAAGCCCCUUUUGCCGGCGCACAACACUGAGCCCUCUGUCCCCCCCAGUGGGGGCUCCUCAAACAGCUCCUUUACUGUCCCCGGCUUUAACGAUGCUGAGCCUCAGUCCAUCCACCAGAUCUCCAAAGCUAACCUGGAUUACCGCCAGCAGGGUAAUUUAAAAUCCAGUCAGCUGGUUGCGGAUUCCCUUCCUGUGAGCGGAUCUUUACACCGGAACCACCUUUCCAACAAGGGUCACAUAAAGCAUCCGCACAAGUCUCCCAGCUCUGCUCACAUGCAUGGAGAAGACUUAAAAGUGAACGGAGUUCCACAGACCUCACUGGAAACCUCGAGCCAUUCUAACAUGAAGGAAAUGCAAGAGCGUGGCGAUCCAUGUCCUUACGGGGCCUCAGUUGUCGCGGAGGAAGCCCCGUUGACCAAUGGACACGCUCAUCAUUUCAACGGUGCCUUAAAGCCAAAGGACUUGUUCCCUGUUGCAAAUCCAUCCUCCUCUGUCAGGGACGAGUCCACAUGUAGAGCGAAGAGUCCAACAGAGAAACCUCAGAGUCCUACAGUGCAGUCACAUACCAAACCUGAUCCAUACGAGUUCCCCCCCAGCCCUCCAAAGCAAUCAGACUCACUUCCUGUCCUUUCGGAGCUAUCCAGCUCACAUCAACAAGGCUCUUAUGGAUCUAAACCUUUGUUAUCCUCUCACAAGGCUUUAAAAGCCAGUAAACCCCACCCCCCUCUGAAAUGUCUCCAACCUCCCUCUCAGGUUGAGUCCAUUUCUGAGCCGACUCCUCAAACUCCUGCAUCCCGUUCUCAUUCACACUCUGCAGUUAGACUGAAUGGUAGUCACCACAAAGUUUUUCCGUCUGACCCCCAACCCCUUAACAAUGUAACUGCGAAGCCCGAUCCUUCAACCUCCACUUCUUCAGACCAGCUGCUGGAUCAGACUGGCGGGCUGAUUUCGGAGUUUUACUCUCAUUCCCGUUUGCACCAGAUCUCCACCUGGAGGAUUGCUUUCUCCGAGUAUGUCAACGAACUUCACAGCAAACGAAAAACGGAGGGGAGCCCGUCCUAUUUUGGGAAAGAGCGACUGAGGAAAUCUAUGGGUCAGCGAUCCACGCAUGGACAAGGCACAUCAGUAGCAGCCAGUGUAAAAUCGUGUAUCUUCCACGUUGACAUGGACUGCUUUUUUGUGUCUGUGGGGAUCCGACAUAGACCAGAACUUAAAGGGAAGCCUGUCGCUGUUACCAGUAACCGUGGACUGGGCAAAGUCCCGGUCAGACCCGGAGCUAACCACCAAGUGGAGCUGCAGUACUACCAGAGGAAACACACUCAUCCUCAGCCAGAGACAGCGGAUGAUGAUCUGUCCGUAACUCCAUCACAAGACACCCCCAACUCCUAUGGCAACGGCGUGGACCAGGACGCUGCUGCUCUGUCCAUGGCAGAGAUUGCAUCUUGUAGUUACGAGGCCAGGCAGGCAGGCGUUCGGAACGGGAUGUUUUUUGGCAAAGCUAAACAGCUUUGCCCUUCGCUUCAGUCCGUCCCGUAUGAUUUCGAUGCCUACAAAGAGGUGGCUCUAAACUUGUACGAGAUCCUGGCCAGUUACACCUGUGACAUCGAGGCUCUCAGCUGUGAUGAAGCGCUCAUAGAUGCUUCUUCUCUGCUUGCGGAGGUUGGCGUCAGCCCUGAUGAUUUGGCCAAAGCCAUCAGAGCGGAUAUUGAGGAGAAAACAGGGUGCUGUGCUUCAGUGGGAAUGGGUUCCAACAUUCUUUUGGCCCGACUCGCCACCCGCAAGGCCAAGCCGAACGGGCAGUACUUCCUCAGGUCUGAAGAAGUGGAUGAUUUUAUCAGGGAGCUGCCGGUGACCAGUUUACCAGGUGUUGGCCACGUUAUGGCCAAAAAACUUGCUGUCAUGGGGGUGAAGUCAUGUGGGGACCUCCAGCAAGUGCCUCUAUCGCAGCUGCAGAAGAAGUUCGGACCUCGUACGGGACAAACCCUGUUUCGAUUCUGCAGGGGUUUAGAUGACCGACCCGUCCGUUUUGAAAAAGAAAGAAAAUCUGUUUCUGCCGACAUGAACUACAAUAUCCGCUUUACCACGGUCGACGAGGCAGAGUGUUUCCUGACUAAUCUCUCGAUGGAGGUGCAGCGGCGUCUGAAAGAGGCAGGCCUGCGAGGUCGUAGAGUUACUCUUAAGGUCAUGGUUCGCAAGGUGGGAGCGCCUCUGGAGCCGGCAAAAUACGGCGGUCAUGGCAUCUGUGAUAAUCUAGCCAAGACGGUGAUGCUGGCUCAGUCCACCGACAGCGGGCAGCUCAUCGCCUCUGCUGUCAUCAAGCUGCUACAUGCCAUGAAGCUGCAGGUCCAAGACCUGAGAGGUGUCGGCAUUCAGGUUCAACAGCUGGAGGGAAAUCAACUCCAAGGACAGGACUGCCGGGCUCCACGGACACGCUCCAUCAAAGACAUGCUUCUAGGCCAGGGAUUAAAUGCCCAAACUAAUAAUAAAGCUGCAGCAGGCACUCCUUCUGAACAGACCUCAGCAACACCCGUCCACUCAAGUAGAUCAUCCCCGCAUCCUUUGACGCCUGGCGAGCCAGUCCCUGGGACAAGCAAGGACACACCAGUCUGCAAACAAACGCCGAAACAUCCCAGGACCCGCCUCAACUUCAGCAUAGAAAUCCCUUCCCCCUCCCAGGUGGAUCGUUCUGUCCUGGAGGCCCUACCAGCCGAGCUGAGGUUGCAGGUGGAGCAGUCGUGGACUAAGACAGACGAGAGACCUAAUCACUGCGUUUCACCUGAUCUGCAGCUUCCCUCUCCUAACCCCUGUCCUGCCCUAAAUGCCCCCCCUCCUGGAACACUGGUGCUGCAGUUUCCAAACCAACCGGACACUCUGGGAAUUGUACUGGAACUGCCAAACUUCUCACAGGUUGAUCCGGAUGUAUUUGCUGCCCUUCCCAAAGAACUACAGGAUGAACUGAAGUCUGCCUACAGCCGUGCUAACAAUAUCCAACCCCAGGCGAAAACGGAGCAGAAAAACCCUCUGUUGCAGCUUAAACCAGCGGUUGUAGGAGCUGCCGUCGGGCGGGUGAAGCGGCGCUACAAGAGAAAGAACGGAGUGAGUCCCGUUAAAAAAGUGACUUCCCCGUUAAAGAGGAGACAGGUGAUGAACAGUCCAGCCAAAAACAUACUGCCCAUGAAACCACAAGAACCUGCUAAAAUUAACCCCUCUGCUGCCGAGCAAAAUGUCUUGGUGUCUGUGACGAAGUCAGUCCCUCGUCCUGUUCCGACGUUGGCUGGAGCUUGUGAUCUGAGGGACAUUAAAACACUCCUACGGGAAUGGGUCACCACCAUAACAGAACCGAUGGAGGAGGACAUCCUGCAGGUAGUGAAGUACUGCACUGAUCUGAUUGAAGAUAAAGAUCUGGAGAAGUUGGAUUUGAUCAUCAAAUACAUGAAAAGGCUCAUGCAGCAGUCGGUGGAGUCAGUUUGGAGCAUGGCGUUCGACUUCAUCUUGGACAACAUCCAGGUGGUUGUGCAUCAGGCUUAUGGUAGCAUCUUAAAGAUCACAUGAACACAAGAAGACAGAAGUUCCUCUGUUCUACCAUGAUCUAACAUGUACCAAACGAAUCAUGACAUCUGAAUGAUUAUUUUAUGUUUUUCUGGCUUUUUCUCUAACAUCUUUCUGUUCCAUCAGUGGCUAACAAAAAUAUUAGCAGAAAAACAAAGAGCCAUUAUUGUAUUUUUUUAAGUUUGUACAGUAUGUUACUAUUUGUACAUAUUUUUUACUUUUUUCAAUGUUGGAGCAGCUUAAACUGAAGGGCAAAAUGUUCUCGCCGUCUACUGGGAGUAGAUUAAGAUGCUGAUAAUCCUCACAGCUUUGUUGGUAACGUUUGUUUCUACUUAUGUUUAGCACUGCGUUUGAUUUGUCUCAAGUUUGAUCAGGUCAUGAUGUCAUACCCAAGUUGAGCCUGUUGUGAUUGUAGGACGGUAAACCAAUGAGAUUACACUGUUGAAGUGCUUUAAUUGUUACAAGCCUAUCGCAGCUGCUUUGUUUCAAUUCAUGGAUGCAACUCUGGAGGAACAAGCAUGAGAAUGGAGGUUCCAAUUUGUGUCAACAGUUAAAAGUGAGAAUCCUUCUCAGAAGUACAAAAAAAGGUUAUUCUUGCAACUUUAACAAUGUUUUAUACGUCUGGCAGCCAUAUUUGAUACUGGACAUGGAAUGGCUCAGGGAUCUCUAGCUUUCCCAGUCGGCAUUCUGAAUUCAAUGUGUGUUCUUUAAUUUUUUUUUUCUCACUAGGGACUCCUGAAAUUCUGACUUUGAAGAACAAAUCGAACGCAGCACACUUCUGUUUACUUAAUUUGUUGUGUUUUUUCCUACAUACCUGUUCCAACCCAGCAAUGCAACAUUCAAAGAUCCUUUUUAUCCUGUUUCAUUUUCAGCAAAGCAGUUUACUUAGCGUACAGGUACUAGUGUUUAAUAAAAGGCUUAUCAUGUCUAAACAAAAAAAAACACCAAACUCUUGGAUCACUUUUAGAUUCUGUUAACCUCGUAGCACUCCUCCUACUUUUCUGUGGAGAAAAAACUCGUAACUGCUGCACUCUGUGAUAUUUGUCUGUUUUUAGGUUAAAAAAAAAAAGUGCCAAAUCUUGUUAUAAAGUGUAGAUAAUGUUUUGAAAGACCUUUGUCAAAUGUUUUAAACAAAAUGUAAGUGGAGGGAUUGCCUCUUGUAUUGUUUACCAGUAGUGAAUUCUUAGUAACAGUCUUUAAAUUGUAACUCUCAAGUCUAAAUGCUCAUAAGUGUUUCAGCAUAGAAAUCUUUGGAUUCUGUGUAGCACUCUAAUUUGGUAGGACAUCAUGUUUAAUGGCAAUCGGUUAGCCUAUGCAUUUCUGUUCUUCUUUUUCUUUUCUUUUUUUUCAACAAAUGAGAGAUUUGCUGACUUUUUUUAACAUUUAUUUUGGGAUAAUCCUUUUAAAAAUAGUUUUCAUUUGGUUCUGAAUCUGUUGAAUAAUGCUGGAUUUGCAUAGAUUCAGGUGACCCAUCUUUUGUAAUUCACUACAACACUUGUAUGGCACAUGACUUCACUUCUGUAUAUAUGUUCUGAAUUGAACUUGUAUGAGCGAUCAUUGAAAGCACUCGUCAGACACAGCUAACAACUUCUGAUCUCCUCACAGAAGACGACAAUGUAAGCUUUUUAAAAGUUUGCUUAAAGCAGUAACUCUAUAUGCAAACCAGAUCGGUCUGAAUGUAACCUGGAAUGUGUGAGUUUUCAUGUACUUUUAAGAUGUUACUUCUCAUCACCUUUCACUUGUUUCCUGAAAGAAAUGGCCACAAGUAAAAACUGGCCGGCAUUGGGUUCUCUAAACUGGCUUGUGCCUGAAGACCUGAAGCUGUGAAUUUGUUUGUAAGUUUUCUAAACCUUGUUAAUAAACUUAAACUUCUAAUACCUUAA
Messenger RNA from Cyprinodon tularosa, 6325 nucleotides. RefSeq names its product REV1 DNA directed polymerase (gene rev1). Gene Ontology annotation, molecular function: damaged DNA binding; DNA-directed DNA polymerase activity; deoxycytidyl transferase activity. The coding region runs from base 381 to 4445 and encodes 1354 amino acids. NCBI's taxonomy places the organism in Eukaryota, Metazoa, Chordata, Actinopteri, Cyprinodontiformes, Cyprinodontidae. The record is from RefSeq and is a predicted model, not a curated record. Gene Ontology annotation, biological process: error-free translesion synthesis; error-prone translesion synthesis. The transcript is spliced from 22 exons. Gene Ontology annotation, cellular component: nucleus.